Messenger RNA from Gadus chalcogrammus (walleye pollock), 4100 nucleotides. Its product is annotated as male-specific lethal 3 homolog. The record is from RefSeq and is a predicted model, not a curated record. The coding region runs from base 212 to 1927 and encodes 571 amino acids. Gene Ontology annotation, cellular component: nucleus; NuA4 histone acetyltransferase complex; MSL complex. The transcript is spliced from 15 exons. NCBI's taxonomy places the organism in Eukaryota, Metazoa, Chordata, Actinopteri, Gadiformes, Gadidae. Gene Ontology annotation, biological process: regulation of DNA-templated transcription; chromatin organization.
AAACGUCAACAACGAACCCUUCGCGCUUCAAAUUCCUGCGAUGAACAACACGGAUGUGGUACCCCUGUUGUCACACACACAAACACAUGGUACCAAGUAGCGCCUCCAUCCAAGAACACUAAAAAAAAACAGAAACAAAACAAUCCUAAUCGAUGUAUCGGAUAGGAAGGGGUUAAGACGUGGCGGCUCCCAUCGACGUCGCCAUGAUCAAAUGAAUUCGCGGGUAAUUAAGUAUCGAUUUUCCCGCGGAGAGAGAGUGCUGUGCUUCGAGCCCGACCCCACCAAGGCCAAGGUGCUGUACGACGCCAAGGUCCUUGAUGUUGUCCUUGCUAGUAGUGAUCAACAUGGAAGGCGAGUCCCAAAGUACCUGAUUCAUUUCAACGGCUGGAACAGCAGCUGGGAUCGUUGGACUGAGGAAGAUAAUGUCCUUGGGGACUGCGAAGAAACCCGAACAUUGCAACUGAAACUGGCUCGUAAAGCGGCAGGUCGCAUGAAGAGAAAGGGAUGGGGGAAGGGGCGUCGCCAGGCAGAUGUUAAACCCUCUCUGAAGACCCUCCCCAAAGAGGAAGACAGCGACGACCCAUGUUUGAUCUCGUCUUCGGGAAGCAGUGACGACGACGACACAGACCAGGACUCCUCCAACAGCGGUGACACCACCUUCUCCGAGGACCUGAACAAGAUGGGGGUGGAAGAGGAGGAGCCGCAGGUGAAGCAGGAGAGUGAGGACGAGGCCUCGGUCCAGAUGGACGUCAGCAUCACCAUCCCCGACGUCCUGAAGAAGAAGCUGGAGGACGACUGCUUCUACGUCAACAAGAGGAAGAGGCUGGUGAUCGUGCCGUGUCAGACCAAUGUGGUGCACAUCCUGGAGUCGUACGUCAAGCACUUUGCCAUCAACCGGGCCUUCCUGGCCAACGAGCGCUACCGCCGCAGCCAGGCAGCCGGCCAGCCUGCCCUCAGUCCCGGGGCCGUGCCCCCCGAGAAGAACGAGGACCUGUGUAAGGAGAUGGUGGACGGCCUGAGGAUCACCUUCGACUUCACGCUGCCCAUGAUCCUGCUGUACCCGUGCGAGCAGGCGCAGUUCAAGAAGGUCAGCUCGUCCCGCAUCUUCUUGCCCGUCAGCGAGCCGUCGCUGGGCGCCAGCCGCCACGCCUUCAGCGUCCAGCGCGACCGCAGCCCCAGCCCCCCGGGACACAACCCCCCCACCCCGCAGUCCACCGACAGCCAGCCCGCCCUGAGCGACGUCUCCGCCGUCACGCCCACUGCCCCCACGCCGACGCCUAAACGCCGUCGCCACGCCGACAUGGACUGCCUGACGCACCAGUCGCUGCAGAGCAUCCAGUCGCUGCGGCGCUCCACCCGCGCCAACACCACCAGCGCCACCACCGUCGCCACGGCAACGGGCUCGGGGGAGCGGUCCGCUGACGGCGGGGCCAGCAGCGGAGGCGGAGGCAGCACGGCAGCGUCGCCCCAGCCCAAGAGACGCCUGGUGGAACCUCAGGCCCAGCCCAAGUUCUUCUUCAACCUGGACCGAAGAACCCCUGGCCACAGCGGCUCCUCCUCCCCGUUGCCCCUGACGCCCAGCCGGGAGAGGGGCGGGCCCUUCUACGGGCUGGAGAACCGCCGGAAUAACGAGCUUAACGAGGUGCUGAGCUGGAGGCUGACCCCGGACAACUACCCCACGAGCGACCAGCCCCCGCCUCCCUCCUACCUGUACGGGUCCCAGCACCUUCUGCGGCUCUUUGUGAAGCUCCCUGACAUCCUGGGCCAGAUGCACAUCCCCGAGAGGAACCUCCGUGCCCUCAUCAAACACCUGGAGCUGUUCCUCAGGUUCCUGGCCGAGUUUCACGAGGACUUCUUCCCGGAGUCGGCCUACGUGUCGGCGUCCGAGGCCCACUACAGCAUGAAGCAGCCCAGGACCGUCUACUGAGGGGUCCUGGGGUGAAUGUACCCCCUCCUCCAUCACCACCCCCCCCCCCCCCACAAGCUGGGAGAUUGGUCCAGACUGGAGUGACGGAGGAGGGGAGAAUCUACUUGUGCUUUCGUGGUGCAAACGGUCGUUUCUCUGGAGUCUGUGCUACGCUACGCUAGGCUAAGCUACUCUGUUCUGAACUGUGCUCUUCUGUUCUACGCAAAAUGCAGGACUCCGCUCGGCUACGCUACGCGGAACUAGGCUACGCUGUGCUGCGCUAUGUGGGAUGACGCUAGGCUACGCUACAACUGUCUGUGAUGGACUAUGCUCGGGCCACGCCGCGCUAUGCUAUGAUAACCUAGGCUAUGCUAGGCUCCUCUGUGAUUCUCUACUGCUCGGCGGGCUGGAUCAGCACUACCUUGCCCCACGUCUCUGCCUCCUCUGAUGACCUCUCCUCUCCUUCACGUCUGGCCUGCACUGCCUCUAUGCUAACUCUGCUUCUAUUCUCACCUCCAGGUCAGCAGUAAUGGGAUAUAGAGAGAGAUGUAUAAACGUCCUCCAGUGACCGUAGGGGUUCGACAGUUGACUGUUUGAUCACGUGGCAUGUAUUCUUUAUUUCUUCGGGUUUCUCUUUUUUUGUUUGUUGUGCUGACUUUGAGAGUGCGACGUCUAUGAAAAGCCCCACAAACGUAAGCCUUCAAACGAUUCCACUCAAUCCUUUGCACCGUUUCUCCGACACCUCCAGUUGAAAUACUGCUGAGAUGGCGAUGGAUAGGUUUCCCGGGGUACCUCCCCCCCUCAAUUUGGGGAUCGCCCUUAUUUCUAAGAGGGUCCCAAUUUACUUCAAAGCCCCUUGAUACAGCCAGCUUGUGGAGAAGUUUCCCCCAAAACGAGUUUUUUUUUUAUCCAUGCUCUUGUAUAUACAUGUCUCUUUUUUACGCUCCCUUGAACAAUUUUUUUUUUUUACAUACAUUUUUUACGCUCCCUUGAAAGUGCCCCAGUGCACUGACCCGGAGCCGCUGUAACGCGGUUGUUCUGUGCAGUAGUGGGCCGCGACAGGCUGCAAGGCUGUGGCUCUGUCGUCUGCAGUUUGGUGUUUUUCCUUCUGCGAGGACACAAGGGGUACGUUGCACUGCGCCUUGCUGGGAUGUGUCCCUACGCGCUUCCUGCUAUCUCUCUCUCCAAGGACGGUGUCUCUUGUUCGUUGGCUCUCUUUGCUCUCCUAAAGGCAAUGUCUAUCACUCACUCUUUUUAUGCUCUCGCUCUCCUAAGGCCUGUCUCUCGCUCUAUCACCCCAAUAGCAAUGUCUCUCUUUCAAUCUCUCUCCCUCCAAAGGCAAUGUUUCUCCCUCUCUCCCCCCAAAGGCAAUGUCUCCCCCUCUCUGGACCCAAAGACAUGCCUCUCGCUCUCUCCCCCCCAAAGGCAAUGUCUGUCUUUCACACACAACUGUUUAUUGGCCUCUUCUCGGGUUUGGGGUUCACAUUCCCGCCAAUGUUGUCCUACCACAUUUAGACUUGUAUGGACUUAGUUUUUUUUUACUGAAGGAUAAAAUGUGUCUGUCUUUGUUUGUUGUAGAACAGAAAGAAUAUUAAGGUUCACAUCUAGAUGUACUUGGCGAAGUAGCUUUCCUCGACUGAACUAUUACCAACAUGCCGAUUUAUGUAACAAAGGCCGUCUUUUUUUACUUUGGUCUGAAUGAAAACAUGAUUUUGGAAGGAACUUGAUGUUGAGUUUUCACCCUUACGUUCUAAGGAAGAUAGUUAUUUGUUCGUAAUAACAUUGAAAAUGUGAAUAAAGAGAUGCCUCUUAACCAAGCUGUUUUGUCUUUAUGGUGUUUAUACUUUUAUAUUGGUUAUGUAUCUGACAUAUGAUUUCGCAGGUUGCCCUACUUUUCAACUGUUUAAAACCAUUGCCAGUUACUGGUAAAGAUAAUGAAACACUUGAACAUUUUCUCGCUCAUUACCACCAUCAACGUCAUUAUGUGGAGUUCCGCGGGUUCUAAAUUCUACAGUAUAUUUCUUCGGGUUCGAUUUACGAAAUACACAUGUCGAUUCAAAAGUAUUUUUCCUCUUUUCUAUAAGAUUUGUAUUCGUCAUGGCUUGAUCCAAUCAAUGACUCAGACCUCCAGGACUUCAAAGCCAAUCAAAAGCCCCACCUUUUUAUAUAAUUUUAAAUGCUUACUUCAAGUGCA